Messenger RNA from Solea senegalensis (Senegalese sole), 947 nucleotides. RefSeq lists its product as uncharacterized. Bases 117 to 806 code for a protein of 229 amino acids. The transcript is spliced from 5 exons. NCBI's taxonomy places the organism in Eukaryota, Metazoa, Chordata, Actinopteri, Pleuronectiformes, Soleidae. The record is from RefSeq and is a predicted model, not a curated record.
UUUCAGUCACAGACGGAAGUGAAAGCAGAGUGGUGGUCUCUGCUGAUGAAGAUGAUGAUGAUGAUGAUGUUUAAAUAAAGCCCCCCCACCUCUCACCCCUCAGUGUGUGUUCAGUCAUGGUCGCUCUCUCAUGGAUCCUCGCUCUCCUCUAUGCGACAGGAAGUCACCAGGCCACAGCGUCACCUGACCCUCGCUCAGGUGUGGAGGUGUGUGUGGGUCACAACGUCGUGCUCACCUGUAACCUGAGCUCGGGCGUCGACGUCACCUGGUGGGUGGUGCCUUCAGGCUCCCAGCUGCUGCAGCCGCUGCUCACGCUGGUGGAGAGCAAAGUGGGCGGGACUGUGGUCCAGUUUCACACCAACGACAGUCACGUGAACGCCAGUGUGGAGGCGGAGUCUGUGCAGCUGCAGGUGUCGGGGGUGCGUGAGGAGGACAUGGGCGUGUAUUUCUGCACCGGUCGCUGUGGAGGGUCAGUGUGUUUCCACACACACUUCCUGACUGUCACAGGGACUGAUGUGACGUCACCCACAGGAGAAAUGAGUCGGCCAUGUUGGAGCGCGGGAAUCUGCGUUCUUCCUGCUUCACUUGUCCUCAUUUUCUUUGUCUUCUUUGGCCUUUACCUGUGGACAGGUAAAUCAGGAAUGUGCAGGUGUGGCUUAGCGAGGGUCACAGAGGACGCGUCCCUACAUUACUCCAGUCUGAGACACCUACACCAGCCCCGCCCCUUGGUCCGAGGGCAGACUCACCUGGUCGCAGAGGAUGUCGUUUACUCGACGGUGAACGGUGGAAAAAACGUGAUGGCAUGACGUUUGGCUGCCACCUGCUGGUGACAGAGUGAAUGACACCAUGGUUCAGGCUGUAGUGACUUCUGGUGGUGAGAGUCAUAACAACAAAUGUAGUUAAUCAUAAAAUGUGGAACUAAAAUAUUAAUAAAUGUUGUGACGUCA